AUGAUAAGGGAGUUUCUCGGAAAAGGGGUGAUCGUUCCCCUCCCGAAUCCCGGGCUGGGAUUUUACUCCCGACUGUUCCUAGUCCCCAAAAGAAACGGAGACUGGAGGCCAGUAUUAGACCUGUCUCACCUGAACAAGUACACGCUAGUAGAGGCGUUCAAAAUGGAAACUCUCACUUCCAUAAGAACCUCUCUAAAUCAAGGCGACUGGGCUAUUUCAAUAGACUUAAAAGACGCCUAUCUUCACAUUCCUAUUCACAAAACGUCGAAAAAAUACCUCCGGUUUGUGUUCGAGGAUCGCAUGUACGAGUUCCAUGCUCUUCCGUUCGGUCUAGCCUCAGCCCCCUACGUAUUCACCCGAGUCAUGAAAGCAGUGGUAGCAAGGCUCCACUGCCUGGGUCUCCGGUUUCAUGCUUACCUGGACGAUUCCCUGAGUCCUGCCAGGUCGAAUCUCCUCUGUGCUUCACAGAGGGAAGCCACUGUGUCUCCCGCCGAUCACCGUCUGAACGCCUUUGUCACGCUAGCACACAAGUUGUGCAAAAAGACUUUCUCCACGCCGAGAGAGAUUCACUUUCUCCUAGGUCAGAUUGAAUCAUUUUCAAAAAUUCUACCCUGGGCGAAACUGGCAAAAAGAGAGCUACAGCUGAUGCUAGCCUCCAAGUGGGACCAUCUGAGCUGGGACACACCCGUUCCCCUCGGGACGUGGUUCAACUCGUCAAUAAGUCAACGGUUAGCGCGAGACUUCCUGUCUCCGACCAUGUCAUUACACCAACCGACACCCACCCACAGACGGGCUGGGGGGCACAUCUGGGCACCCUACAGGCCGACGUUCAGUGGGAACCGCACCUUUCGCAAUCUCCACAUCAAUGUCCUGGAGAUGGAAGUGGUCAAUCGGGCAGUGGAGGUGUUCAAACCCCACUUGGCGAACAAAGUGACUCUCCUUCGUACAGACAACACAACGGUUGCCGCGUCCAUAAACAAGGAGGGGGGGACACAGUCUCCCGAACUCUGUCAGAGAACACUCAUAGUUCCCAACAAAAUGAGAGAUCUGAAGGGUCACUUAAUAGCUCAACACAUUCAGGGGAAGAUAAAUGUACUGGCCGACGCCCUGAGCAGAAGGGGCAUGGUGGUUCAGACAGAAUGGACACUACACCAUUCGGUGGUGAAAGGGAAAUUGUCAGCUUGGGAAACUCCCCAUGUGGUUCUGUUGGCCACACGGUUGAAUCACAGACUCCCCCUGUUUGUGUCCCCGGUUCCGAACCCCCUAGUGGGAGGCAACUCCUACCAGGUCGGGCUGACCCGCCCCCGCGUGGGUGGCAAUGUCAAGGCCGGGUCGACCUGA
This is a messenger RNA of Haliotis rubra (blacklip abalone), 1341 nucleotides long. RefSeq lists its product as uncharacterized. The transcript has 3 exons. Lineage: Eukaryota; Metazoa; Mollusca; Gastropoda; Lepetellida; Haliotidae. Bases 1 to 1341 code for a protein of 446 amino acids. The record is from RefSeq and is a predicted model, not a curated record.